Messenger RNA from Magnolia sinica, 2533 nucleotides. Its product is annotated as L-type lectin-domain containing receptor kinase VIII.1. Gene Ontology annotation, cellular component: plasma membrane. The coding region runs from base 162 to 2294 and encodes 710 amino acids. Gene Ontology annotation, biological process: protein phosphorylation. The transcript has a single exon. Lineage: Eukaryota; Viridiplantae; Streptophyta; Magnoliopsida; Magnoliales; Magnoliaceae. The record is from RefSeq and is a predicted model, not a curated record. Gene Ontology annotation, molecular function: carbohydrate binding; protein kinase activity; ATP binding.
UCUCUCUCUCUCUCUCUCUCUCUCUCUCUCUCUCACCUUUAUCAACAACAAACACCACCACACCAAACUAAGAAUCUCCUUCUCCUUGUCUGUUUUUAUAAUCAUUUCUUCUCCUUGUAAUUCUGUGUAAUUGGAAUGGAUGGUUUCCCCAAUUACUAGCAAUGCUGCAUUUCUCAAGCACCUUCUUCUUCCUUUUCUCCGUCUGCCUCGGAUUCCUAUUAACUAGCGUUCAAGGCAGCAGCAGCAGCGACGACGCAACCCAAUUCGAUUUUGAGACCUUGUCCCUCAGCAGCCUCAAACUCCUCGGUGACGCCCAUCUGAAGAAUGGCAGUGUCCGCCUCUCCCGCGACCUACCCGUCCCCAAUUCCGGCGCCGGCAGGGCUCUCUACAACACGCCCAUUAGGUUCCGGCAAUCCGGCGGCGCCCGCUCUCCUUUCUCUUUCUCCACAUCCUUCUCCUUCUCUGUUACCAACCUCAAUCCUUCUUCCAUAGGCGGCGGGCUCGCAUUUAUCAUCUCGUCUGAUGAUCAGUCCAUCGGCGAUGCAGGCGGGUACCUGGGCCUCGUUAACGAGACCGGUGCCGAUUCUUCAGUCAUCGCCGUCGAAUUCGAUACUUUGAUGGAUGUCCAGUUCAAGGACAUCAAUGGGAAUCAUGUGGGCUUGGAUCUCAACAGUUUGGUCUCCACGCAGGUCGCAGAUUUGGAUGGGGUCGGGGUUGACCUCAAGAGCGGAAAUCUCGUGAAUGCCUGGAUCGACUACGACGGGACGAAUCAGAUCUUAAACGUCUCUGUUUCCUAUUCUAAUAUCCGGCCGCCGAGUCCCCUACUCUCGAUCAACCUCGAUCUCGAUAGCUUCGUCGACGAUUUGAUGUUCGUGGGCUUCUCUGGUUCAACGCAGGGGAGUACGGAGAUCCACAGCCUUGAAUGGUGGAGCUUUUCGUCUUCGAUGUCUGGACUUCCAUCAUCAAUGCCAGCGCCCCAGCGUCCGCCCCUGCCGCCUCCAGCGGCUGGCAUUUCGAAUCUGCCACCACCUUCUCCUGCUCCUUCAGGCUCCCCCUCUGUCCCCCAGAAUACCCAAAAGAUCGGAAAAUCAACCUGCCACAAUCGGCUCUGCAAACAAGGCGCAGGGGCGGUGGCAGGGGUCGCAACAGCGGGCGCUUUCUUUCUAGCCAUCUUCGCAUGCUUGCUCAUCUGGCUCUUCUCCAAGAGAUUCAAGUCCCUCAAGAAAUCCGAGUCCCUGGCGUCAGAGAUUGUCAGGACCCCAAGAGAAUUCAGUUACAAAGAGCUGAAAUACGCAACGAGGGAAUUCAAUCCCUCAAGGAUCAUCGGCCACGGGGCAUUUGGGACAGUUUACAAGGGCAUACUUGCAGAGACAGGAGCAAUAGUUGCCGUGAAGCGAUGCAGCCACAACGGGGGCCAGGGUAAGGCGGAAUUCCUAUCCGAGCUAUCUAUAAUUGGUUCGCUACGGCAUCGGAACCUGGUUCGGUUGCAGGGUUGGUGCCAUGAGAAAGGUGAGAUCCUCCUAGUUUAUGAAUUCAUGCCCAAUGGCAGCCUCGACAAGGUGCUGUUCGAAUCAAGGAUCCCCUUGCUGUGGGCCCACCGUAGGAAGAUCCUGAUGGGUGUUGCGUCGGCAUUGGCCUACUUGCAUCAGGAAUGCGAAAAUCAGGUAAUCCACAGGGAUGUGAAGGCCAGCAAUGUGAUGCUUGACGAAUGGUUCAAUGCAAAACUAGGGGACUUUGGACUGGCUAAGCAGAUCGAGCAUGAUAAGUCGCCAGAUGCAACGGUAACAGCAGGGACGAUGGGUUACUUGGCCCCUGAGUAUCUGCAGACAGGACGUGCCAGUGAGAAAACUGACGUUUUUAGUUUUGGGGCGGUGGUAUUGGAAGUAGCUUGUGGGAGGAGGCCCAUUGAGAAGGAAGUGAGAGUGGGUGGGAGCAGUAAGGGUAGUAGUAAUUUGGUGGAAUGGGUUUGGAGUUUGCACAGAGAAGGGAGAUUAUUGGAGGCUGCUGAUAUGAGGCUUGAAGGGCAGUUUGAGGAAGGAGAGAUGACAAAGGUGCUACUGGUUGGACUGCUUUGUUCACACCCGGACCCACUUGCAAGGCCCACCAUGAGGAAUGUGGUGCAGAUUCUUGGUGGAGAGGCAGCACUACCAAGUGUCCCAAGAUCCAAGCCUUCCUUGAGUUUUAGUACUAACCAUCUAUUGUUGAGCUUGCAGGAUAGUGUUUCUGAUUGCAAUGGGAUGAUCACCAUCUCCACAUCAUCCUCAGGUAGCAGCUUCAUUGGUGGAAGAGGCUGAUGUGAUAUCAUUAUUAUUAUUAUUAUUAUUAUUUACUCGUUGUAUGUAUAUUAAUAAUAUAUUUAUUCUUUUCAUCUCUUUUACUCAUAAAGUUAGUUUUAGCAGAGUCAUGGCCAUGGCCUUUUAGAUUUUGUGCGACACUAAAUGUGAAUUUCAGUAUAUGUAAGGGGUAUUUAUGAAAAUUUGAAAUUGUGUGAUUAGAAUUUUAGCUACUCAAUAAACGCUUUGGAUUACCUGCC